AUGAACCCACAGUAGUAAUCUAAAACCAAAGUGUUUAACAACUAGUAUUCCAUUAUCAAAAAGCUAUCUUCCGGUUCAUUCGGAGUAGUGUUUCUUGGCUAGGACAUCAUCUCCAAACAAGAAGUGGCUAUAAAGGUCGAAAAGGAAGAAAAUGAAGAAGUUAAAUCUUUGGAAAGAGAAGUGCAGAUUUUGAAGAUACUAGAUGGACUGGAGGGGUUUCCUAGGUAUUAUUGGUCAGGAGAGGAUCUCGGAUACAACAUCCUAGUUAUUUAAUUGUUGGGCAAAGAUUUGGCUUUCCAUUUCAAAUAGCUCAAGAAAUUCAACUUGAAAUCCGUCCUAACCAUAGGAAUAUAGGCUGUAAGUCUAUUAGAGAGAGCUCAUUUAAAUGGAGUAAUACACAGAGAUUUAAAACCUGAGAAUAUGAUAUUGGGAUUGGGGAAUGAAAUUUCCAAGUUACACCUGAUUGAUUUCGGGAUCAGCAAAGUCUAUAGAGAUGAAAAUGGAAAACAUAUGUAAUUGAUCCAAUAAAACCUAGCUCUUUCAAGGAUUAAAAGUCUUUUUUAGGAACUACUCGAUAUGCGUCAAUUCAGGCUCAUUUAGGUCAUGAAUUAGGAAGAAAAGAUGAUUUGGAGUCCUUGAUGUACAUUUUGCUUUACUUUUUGCGUGGGUAAAUAGAAAUAUAUAAAUAAGAUAGUUACCUUGGUAGAACAUGGGGAAUGUGACAGAUGAGGAGAGAACUAAAAAAGUAGGGGAAUUAAAGCUCUCACUUGAAAAUGAAUUGUUCAGGGAUUAACCUCCAGAGUUUUAGAAGAUUUAUAAGUAAAUUGUCCAUUUAUUUAAAUUAGCGCAAUAAGAAGAUUGCAAUUUAAGCAAGAACCUAAUUAUAAGAUGAUAAUACAAGAACUCAGAAAGGCAGCAGAAUCUUUGAAUAUUGUUCUUGAUGGAAAUUAUGAAUGGUCGGAAAUAAGAUAGUCCACCCAUUAUUAAACAGAUACAAAUUAGAAUUUAAGUAAAUAGAAUAUUUAGUUCAACAAUUCAAAUGAGAUGAAAAAAUCUAUUGAAAAGUAAUUAUCAGGAGCUAUUUAACAUGGGUAAGAGUAUUAAUUAAACUUGAGCUCAUAAAACUUUUUGGCUCCCCCUCCAUUGUCCUCUCGACAUAAUUCUAUUCAAAGAGAUGAUGCUAGAAAGAAUACUAAUUUGACUUAACAAAGCAGUAUAGGAAAUUACUGUCAAUCUUUGAAUCCAAAUUACUAGAAAUCCAUUUGUGAUGAUAAGAGUGGAAGCAAACAAGAUCUUUUCUAAAAUAAAUAGUUAAGUUUUGAUGAUGAAAAGAUUUCAAAUUUUGACAGCUUUGAAAUUAUAGAGAAUGGAGACCUAUAGCAACCUUUGGUAUAAAAGUAUGAAAAAUUGAGAAAAGGAAUGAAAAUGUAAUAUUAAUAUGAUAUUUUAGUAAUCUCAUACAAAGUUUGAAAAAGUAAACGAAAUGA
Molecule: messenger RNA, 1487 nt
Organism: Paramecium octaurelia
Lineage: Eukaryota; Ciliophora; Oligohymenophorea; Peniculida; Parameciidae
Source: the annotation of a GenBank genome assembly